AUGAAUUCCAUCAAUUUUAUAUUUCUUUUAACAAUUUUAAGUUUUGCUAGUGCUGUGAAGGUAAAUUAUGAUGGUUAUAAGCUGUAUAAAAUUUCACUCAAGGAUGAUAGUGAAGUGCAAGUAUUAGCCAAAUUACAAGAGGCUAGGAUCGGUGAGUUUUGGGAAGAUGGCUUCAGAGUGGAUAGAGAUUCGAAGGUGAUGGUAUCACCACAGAAACAUGAACAGUUCAUUGAAUUUCUGAGGACAGAAAACAUUGAAGCAUCGUUGCUGCUUGAUGAUGUACAAAGAACAAUUGACAAGCAACGUAAUCCAGAAAACAUAAAUGCUUCCUCCAGUUACCUAUCAUACGACUGGACAGCUUACCAUGAUCUCGACACUCUAUACAAUUGGCUUGAUGAACUCGAAGCACAUCAUCCAAAUGUAGUCAAAACAGUAGUGAUGGGGCAAUCUGUUGAAGGCAGAGAUAUUAAGGGAAUCGUUAUAAACUAUCAUAACGAUAAUGCUGAAAGCGAUUCUCAUCCACUCAUAGGAAUGUUAGAAGGUACACUGCAUUCCCGUGAAUGGAUCUCUGUUGCUACCGUUACCUGGAUUAUCAAAGAAUUUUUGACCAGUGAAGACCCUGAGAUCAGGCAUUUGGCAGAGACCUUUGAAUGGCAUAUCUUUCCUGUUGUAAAUCCUGAUGGAUAUGUUUAUACUUUUACCGAUAAUCGUAUGUGGAGAAAAAAUCGUAGUCCAGAAAAUACAAAAACCUGUGCCGAAGGAGUUGACGAUGAUAUGAGUCAUGGUGUGGAUCUCAAUAGGAACUUUGAAGUUGAGUGGAUGGUUAUAGGAGCUUCAAACGACUCGUGCACCAAUACAUACGCCGGUCCAAUCCCCUUCUCCGAACCCGAAUCAAGAGCAAUUGCUCAAUACGUUCGCCGUCUUGAUCAAAUAGGCAGAUUGAUCUACUACAUUGCUUUCCAUUCAUACACACAACUGAUUCUUGUACCGUACAGUCAUGUCUACAUUGAAAAUGCAUGGGAAUCAAGAAACUACGCUGAUAUGUACGAAAUUGCAAUCAAAAGUGCUGACGCUAUAGCAAAACGGUACGGUACACAAUACAGAGUGGGACUUUCUGCUAAUGUCAUGUAUCCCAUGAGUGGAGGCUCCUUCGACUGGGUAAAGUACGAUGUGAACGUUCCUAUAUCGUACCUCAUUGAGCUUCGUGACCUUGGGGAAUAUGGGUUCCUUCUGCCAGCAGACCAGAUCAUCCCUACUGCUUUGGAGACUAUGGAUGGUCUCAUCGAAAUGGACAAGAACACCAAAGCCCUGAAUUAUUAUUAA
Spodoptera littoralis (African cotton leafworm) is the source of this 1323-nucleotide messenger RNA. The record is from the annotation of a GenBank genome assembly. Lineage: Eukaryota; Metazoa; Arthropoda; Insecta; Lepidoptera; Noctuidae.